Messenger RNA from Chionomys nivalis (European snow vole), 1725 nucleotides. It is a transcript of the gene Pctp, whose product is annotated as phosphatidylcholine transfer protein. Lineage: Eukaryota; Metazoa; Chordata; Mammalia; Rodentia; Cricetidae. Bases 1 to 645 code for a protein of 214 amino acids. The transcript is spliced from 6 exons. The record is from RefSeq and is a predicted model, not a curated record. Gene Ontology annotation, molecular function: phosphatidylcholine intramembrane carrier activity; phosphatidylcholine binding.
AUGGCAGGGGCCGCCGGCUACUUCUCGGACGAGCAGUUCCGGGAGGCCUGCGCGGAGCUUCAGCAGCCAGCGCUGGCCGGGGCCGACUGGCAGCUGCUGGUGGAGGCCUCGGGCAUCACCAUCUACCGGCUGCUCGACCAGCCGACUGGACUCUAUGAGUAUAAAGUGUUCGGUGUUCUGGAAGGUUGUCCACCAACUCUACUUGCAGAUGUUUACAUGGACUUAAACUACAGGAAAAAGUGGGACCAGUAUGUGAAAGAGCUCUAUGAAAAGGAAUGUGAUGGACAGACGGUGGCCUACUGGGAAGUGAAGUACCCUUUCCCGUUGUCCAACAGAGAUUACGUCUACACCCGCCAGCGGCGAGACCUGGAUGUGGACGGGAGGAAGAUCUACGUGGUCCUGGCCCAGAGCAUCUCAGUGCCUCAGUUUCCGGAGAAGUCUGGGGUGAUCCGAGUGAAGCAGUACAAGCAGAGCCUGGCGAUUGAGAGCGAUGGCAAGAAGGGGAGCAGAGUUUUCAUGUACUACUUUGAUAACCCGGGUGGCCAAAUUCCGUCCUGGCUCAUUAACUGGGCAGCCAAGAAUGGAGUUCCAAACUUUUUGAAAGACAUGGUGAAAGCUUGCCAGAAUUACCCCAAGAAAACCUAAGAAGGAGAAUGGGACCCCAGCAUCCAUCUCUGGACGUGCUUUAACGGAUGCUCGGCCUUCCCUCUGCUCUUUCCGUCUUCAGAGGUCUACAUGUAUCCCCAGGCAUGCUUGCCUGCUGCCUGGCUCAUUUGCUGCCUUCUUCCCCACUAGUCCUUUUCAGGACUGACUACCUUCUUCUGCUGUUGAGCGGGAGGCCUCUGCGUGGGUAUCUUUAGUUAGGGAAAUCCUCAGCAGGGAUGAGGAGCAUUUUGUUGUACCAUCUCAGGCGAGUGAAUGAGAGAAGGAAGGAUGGCAAAACGUAAGAGUGACCCUUCCUGGCAAGCAGGCUUUCUUCAAUACUCUGUUUUGAAACUCAGGAGUGGCUGCUGUAGGUGGCCUUUGGUCUAUGUUUGACCUUCCAUGUGCCAACAUUGGAGACACAAUGAUGUCCGUUCUCUUUACGCUUUGUUGACUUGGAUAGGCCGGGGUUUGAGGUAACAGGCAGGCGUUUCUACUUGUGCAGGGUCGGUGGCUGCUGUGAUAUCAGGCCAUUAUGAGCGUCCCAGGCCUGACUGAGCACAUGCUGACAUGACCUCAUUUCCCUAACUGCCCACAUCUGGAUAUUUUUCUCCAUAAGCCACUGGGAAAAUGCUGCCUAUACCUCUCUAGCUGUGCAUUUCCUGCGAGCCCCAGGCUUCAAGUUCAAAGCUAGCCUGAGCACAGCACUAGGACUGUGUCUUCCUAAGUGGCAGGGUGAUCUUCCCUUCUGGAAGAUGUUGAAGGGACAAGAUUAGUUUACAACCAGGCAAAACUUAAGUAGCGAUUUGGUGUGCCCUUUGCCUUUUUUUUUUUUUUUUUUUUUGAAUUCUACCUCUUCAAAACAAGGAUUCUUGGAGCCCUAGUUUUAUCCUGAAUUCUUGUAGGAAAAUAUAUUCUGUGGCCAAGACAUAGUCUUGGUGAUCUCAGGGAAAAGCUCCCAUCGCUCCGCUCCAUGCAAACCUUGAUGAACAGAUACGGAAACUCAGGAUGCAAAGCCAGAAGAGAGGGGGUUGUCAAGGUGGCGGUCCUCACAGUGCGUUCUGGCUGGGAAGGAAGGCAUGU